AGACAGCCGCCUCUUCUAUUAAAAAAGCUCAAGUGUCCGGUUAUCUAUUUUUCUGUUUGCGAUUGAAACGAUGUCGUCAUCAAAGAAAAUCACCUUGAAGAGCAGCGACGGUGAGCUCUUCGAGGUGGACGAGGCGGUGGCGCUCGAAUCUCAAACAAUCAAACAUGUGAUCGAGGACGAUUGCCCUAAUAACGGUAUCCCGCUGCCAAAUGUGACGAGCAAGAUCCUGGCGAAAGUGAUCGAGUACUGCAAGAAGCACGUCGAGACUCCCAAGCCUGACGCCAAUCAUGAGCUGAAGACCUGGGACGCCGAGUUUGUGAAAGUUGAUCAGGCCACGCUCCUCGAUCUCAUUUGGGCAGCCGACUAUUUGAACAUCAACGGCCUGCUGGACCUGACAUGCCAGACUGUUGCAGACAUGAUAAAGGGAAAGACCCCUGAGGACGUGGAAGAGAUUCGUCGUGAGAACCAGUGGCUAUUUGAGAUUGUAACGAUGUUGUCAGUGAAGAAAAUCACCUUGAAGAGCAGCGACAGUGAGACCUUCAAGGUGGACGAGGCGGUGGCGCUCGAAUCUCAAAUAAUCAAAUAUAUGAUCGAGGACGAUUGCACUGAUAAUGGUAUCCCGCUGCCAAAUGUGACGAGCAAGAUCCUGGCGAAAGUGAUCGAGUACUGCAAGAAGCACGUCGAGACUCCCAAGCCUGACACCAAUCAUGAGCUGGAGACCUGGGACGCCGAGUUUGUGAAAGUUGAUCAGGCCACGCUGUUCGAUCUCAUUCAGGUGUCUAAGUCGAAACACACAACAUUAGCAGCCAUGCCAAUCACAUCUCUAGCUGUUGAAUUUACUGCCUUCAUGCGGUUGGAGCUCUUGGUCACUUCCAAACCCAAAGUUUUGGCCAUCCUCUCAGCCAAAAAGGCGGCCAACUAUUUGAACAUCAAGGGCCUGCUGGACCUGACAUGCCAGACUGUUGCAGACAUGAUAAAGGGAAAGACCCCUGAGGAGAUCCGGAUGACGUUUAACAUCAAUAAUGUUUUCACCCCUGAGGAAGAGGAAGAGGUUCGUCGUGAGAACCAGUGGGCAUUUGAAUGAAGUAAUCGAAACUAAAGGCUUAAAAGUCUAUUACCAUAUCGAAGUUCAUUUACUAUUUACUAUUAGAACAAAUGUUCCAUCAAAACAUUCCAUAUUUGGUACUUUAACCUACCCUAUAAGUACUUCUAUGAACUUGCGAUCGCAUAUAAACGUAAAUAGUGGUUGGGUUCUCUUGGGGGAGGGAUUGGUAGUGAAUGGGCUAUCCUUGCAAUAGAUCGCUUACUGUUAUCAAUAUGGUCUGUUUUAGCAGUCUUUACAGAUGCCAAUUUCCUUUGCUA
Molecule: messenger RNA, 1362 nt
Organism: Manihot esculenta (cassava)
Lineage: Eukaryota; Viridiplantae; Streptophyta; Magnoliopsida; Malpighiales; Euphorbiaceae
Product: SKP1-like protein 1A
Exons: 4
Coding region: 71-1084 (337 amino acids)
Biological process (GO): SCF-dependent proteasomal ubiquitin-dependent protein catabolic process
Cellular component (GO): cytoplasm; nucleus
Molecular function (GO): cullin family protein binding
Source: RefSeq, a predicted model, not a curated record